AGCGAGAGCCGGGAGGGGGCUGUAGCGUGACAGUUCGUUACAACGCUGUGUUUCCAGGCAACCGGCCGGGACCGGGACGGUUAAGACUCGAGCUCAGUACGCUCCCUCACGCCGCUGUUCCGUUUGGAAGCGCGUGCACGCGUGUAUGUACAGUAUGAACGUCUGUGUGUGCGCGCGUGAGUGACUGUGUGAGCACGAGCUUUUGCGUGCGUGCGUGUGUGUAUGUAUGCAUGCAUGCGUGUAUGUGGAAGUGCAUGCGUGUGUAUGGGAGUGAGUGUGUGGGAGCGCGGCUCCGAGGAGGUUCAGCCUGCGAGCGCUACCGGUACUGUUAGCUACAGCAGCAGGAGCAGCGGCAGCGGCAGCGGGCGAGCAGGAGCGCUGUCUAAGAAUUUCCCCGCAACGUGCCCUCCACGGAGAAUGGUCUGCUAUACGGAGCGCUGAGGGAGCCCCACACCCCUCUUCCUUACUCCCCGGCCCUUGCAGUUCUCCGUUUGCUCUCUCCGUUUUUGGAUCUCUGCCUUUUUUGUACCCCGCUAUUCACUUUGUGCUGUUAGUGAUGGGAAAGGAGCAGGAACUCCUGGAAGCAGCGCGUACUGGAAAUGUGACUCUGGUGGAAAAAUUACUGAGUGGCAAAAAGGGAUUAUUGGGCAACGCGUCUGGAUCUCUACCCCUUCCCAGCUUGCUGAGCAUGUGGCGAGGACUAAAUGUGAACUGCACAGACAGCUCCGGGUACACGCCGCUGCAUCACGCAUCUCUGAAUGGUCACAGGGACGUUGUCCUCAAAUUACUCCAGUAUGAAGCAUCUACAAAUAUAGCAGACAAUAAAGGAUGCUUUCCACUUCACCUAGCAGCAUGGAAGGGGGAUGUUGAAAUUGUGAAGAUAUUAAUUCACCAUGGACCAUCACUGUGCAGAGUAAAUGAACAGAACAAUGAAAAUGAAACUGCAUUACACUGUGCAGCACAGUAUGGGCACUCUGAGGUAGUGGCAGUCCUGCUGGAAGAGCACUCUGACCCGGCCAUCAGAAACAAUAAAUCAGAAACACCACUUGAUCUCGCUGCUCUCUAUGGCCGCCUCCAGGUGGUUAAGAUGCUGGUAAAUGGUCACCCUAAUCUUAUGAGCUACAAUACAAACAAGCACACACCUCUGCAUUUGGCAGCACGCAAUGGUCACAAAGCUGCUGUUCAGGUACUGCUGGAAGCUGGAGUUGAAGUCAACAGUCAGACAGAGAAAGGAAGUGCACUACACGAAGCAGCCUUGUUUGGGAAGAUGGAUGUAGUCCGCAUUCUUCUAGAGACAGGAAUUGAUGCCAAUAUCAUUGAUGGUCAAGGAAGAACAGCAUUGGAUAUUCUCAAGGAGCAUCCAUCUCAAAAAUCACAACAAAUUGCAGCUCUUAUUCAAGAAUACAUGGCAGAAAAAGCUUGCACAAAAAAUGUAGAAGAACCAGUACGGCAGUGCCCUGUCCCAACACCUCGUACCUCUGUUUCAACGCCAGCUGCAUCACCUUCUCCUAAAACUAAACAUGAACCUGUGACAGGAGAAUUAUCAAAGCUACUAAAUGAAAUAAAAAUGUGCAAGGAUAAAGAAUUCUCUUUUGAGGACCUGUGCCAAACCAUCUCUAUGCAUUCUGUAGAAAGCUUCGGAAGUGGCAAGUUUUCUGAGGAGGAGUUGGGACGUAAUGGAAGUCUGACUAAGAGCAACAAGCGACCGUCACCCCCCUUAAUCCCUCCAUCUGAAGAGGAGGAAGGUGAGAGAAGCUGUGGGCCUGCGGGCUUAUGGGAGGCAUUAACACCCUGUAAUGGCUGCAGGAAUCUGGGAUUCCCUAGCAUCUCUCAGGAUACAGAAACAAAGAAAACCAACAACACAGUAGAGAGAAUGCCAUCUCCUUCUCUCGAUGUGUUCCCUCCAGAGGAAGAAGAUAACCCUUAUGAAUUCUUGGCGACAGCUGUUACGAGGAAACCUUGCUCCCUUGACAUUUCCCGCUUGUCAUCUGCCAAACCAGACAAUUCACCUCAUGUCACUAUCACCGAACCGGAGCUUCACAUUCAUGGAAACAAUUCAACAGGGCCAACUCCAGAUUGUUCCCCACCAUCUCCAGACACUGCACUGAAAAAUAUAGAGAAAGUUAUUCGACCACAGCCUAAACAGCGUACAUCUCUGAUCACUUCCUUGGAGUCACAUCGUCCAAACCACAGUUAUGACUUUUCUGAAAUCAGCUCAUCCCUAGGUUAUGCUAGUUUCAGCACUAGUCCACCCAUCAGUCCGGCCAACUACUCGAUUGGAUCUGUAGAAGACUGUGACUUGGCAGAGGAUAUUCUUUGCCAGAGAGAAGCCCCUGCUGAUGUUGAGCUUCCAGAUGGUCAUAUUCCUGAGCAGUUUGCUGGCCUUUUGCAUGGGUCUUCCCCUGCCUGUGAGUCACCAGAUAACCCAUACCAGCUAUACUCUAAAGCAAAGAGGCUCGGUGGGCCGGAGAUAAGGACCAGCCAAAACAGCAAUCUACUGCAGGCCACAGACUACACUGCACACCUGCCUCGGACUGGCAGCGAUGCCUCAGUCCUGAAGAGCACAAAAGAGGGCAAGCCUCAAGUUGUUUACAGGACUAUCUUUCAUACGAAAGUUAACCAGGUUGAUUCAGGCACAUUUCCAAAUGCAAGAAACUCAAGAAAUUGUGAACCAAGCACAAACAACACCACUGGGGGAUUUGAGGACCGUGCCAGCACAUUAGGAAGGAUGAGAUCAAUCCCGAAGAAUGUUUUGGACCUACAGCUCACUCGGAACUUUUCCAAGUCUGACUCUAAUUUAAUCUCUUGUUCACCUAUUGAGGAGGAAUCCAGGGUUGGUCGAUGUGAGUCUGCAAUAAAUAAACCCAGUCCAGGAAAACAUCUUGAGCGAACACCUUCUUUCACUGCCGAGUGGGAAGAAAUUGAUAAAAUCAUGAGCUCAAUUGGAGCUGGGAUUAACACUGGCCUUGAGGACAUCAAAGAAGAUGUGAUAGGACCCCGAUGUCCUGUGCAGUCCGUGGGACAGUGGUUGGAUAACAUUGGACUUGUUCAGUAUGAGAACCACCUGCUGGCAAAUGGCUUUGACAAUGUUCAGUUCAUGGGAAGCAAUGUUGUUGAAGAUCAAGAUCUUCUAGAAAUUGGGAUUCUUAAUUCAGCACACAGGCAAAGGCUUCUACAGGCGAUUCGACUUCUUCCGAGGAUAAGACCUGUUGGCUAUGACGGUAAUAACCCAACUUCAGUAGCUGAAUGGUUAGAAUCCCUGGAUCUGGGUGACUACACAAAGGCCUUUCUUAUUAAUGGAUACACAUCAAUGGAGCUGGUGAAAAAGAUCUGGGAUAUUGAGCUCAUCAAUGUUUUAAAGAUAAGCCUUUUAGGGCACAGAAAACGAAUAUUAGCUUCACUCGGAGACAGACUACACGAAGAUCCACCUCAGAAGCCUCCAAGAUCUAUUACCUUGAGGGAACCAAGUGGGAAUCACACUCCUCCCCAGCUCUCACCCUCCCUUAGCCAAAGCACCUAUACUACCGGUGGCUCACUGGACAUCCCUCAUAUUAUCAUGCAGGCAGAUGCAAGGAGAAGGCGAAAUGAAAACUACUUUGAUGAUGUGCCGAGGUCGAAGCUGGAGAGGCAGAUGGCCCAAGUCAGUAUGGCAGGAGAGUGGUGUGAACCCAUUACCCUCCGUCCACCUAAUGAGGCCACGUCAUCUACACCAGUCCAGUACUGGCAGCACCAUCCUGAGAAACUCAUUUUCCAGUCAUGUGAUUAUGAAGCUUAUUAUUUAGGUUCCAUGUUGGUUAAAGAAUUAAGAGGAACUGAGUCAACCCAGGACGCAUGUGCAAAAAUGAGAAAAUCAACAGAGCAAAUGAAGAAAGUUCCAACGAUUGUACUUUCUGUUUCAUAUAAAGGGGUUAAGUUCAUCGAUGCUUCAAAUAAGAAUAUCAUAGCAGAACAUGAAAUACGAAAUAUUUCCUGUGCAGCUCAAGACCCUGAUGAUCUGUCAACAUUUGCAUAUAUCACAAAAGACUUGAAGUCAAGUCACCAUUACUGCCACGUAUUCACAGCAUUUGAUGUGAAUUUAGCCUAUGAAAUUAUUUUGACACUAGGGCAAGCAUUUGAAGUGGCUUAUCAGUUAGCCCUACAAGCACGAAAAAGUGGCCAUGGCUCCUCUACACUGCCAGAAAGCUUUGAUAAUAAGCCAGCAAAACCUAUCCCAAAGCCACGUGUUAGCAUUCGAAAAUCUGUGGUAAUUCCCCCCUCUAGCCGCUGGUCCCUGGGUCACAUUUACACCCCACACAGACCUCCUCACCCUCCUGUUCCUUCUUCACGACUUCAUCCUCACAAAGUUCAAUUUCAGAUCGAUCCGCCAGCCAUGGAGCAAAAGGGUCAUGCCAAUGUGCCGUGGAUUGUGGAACCUGGACAGGAAGCAAAAAGAGGAAUCAACACUAAGUAUGAGACCACUAUUUUUUAAUAUAAACCCAUGUCUCCUUCUCCUCUCUGUGUGUGCCUUUGCACUCUGAGCAGUCACAGCACAGCGCUUCCCCCUGUGGAGACCUUUGACCCAGUUGAAAGGAAGCCUGCACUGUCUGAGUGACCUUUACACCGUUUACUCUCAUCACUGCAUGAGGCUGCUGUCUUUUCCUUGGCAUUCCUCUCACAGUAGCACAGCAGUGACAAUGACGCAUGAGAACUGUCCUGAGACUUCUUUGAAAGGCAGUCUGUCAGAGGGCUUAAAUCAGUACAGUUUAGAAAUGCUCUUACUUGUGACAUUGAUGCAACACUCUCUUUUUCUGGUCCUAUAUAUUUUUUUUUUCUGUUAUUGUAUUUUGAGCCCUUGUGGGAUUUCAGAUGUCCUCCCUGACUGCCUGAAUGAAAAAAAAAAAAAAAAAAAAACCUUAAAUGCUGCUAAGAGCUGAUAAUACUUUUAAAAACAAAUGUUAUACUUUUUUGAUUACCUUGUGUUAACAAAAUCACGGAGGUUUGACCACUUCCUGCUACUGCUUACUGUAAGAUGAACCUAACAAAACUGAUUUCAAAGAGUUAUCUUUUGCUGUAAACUAUGUAGCAAAUGCAGCUUUUUUUUGACUGAGAAUAAUGUAUGAUAUGUUUUGCAGAUGUCUCUUUAAUACUGGUCUCUUGAUUUAAGCCAGUUUUUUUUUCCUUUUAUGUAAUAUUUAAGCAUAUUUUCAACAACCAGCAUAUUGUUUACUUGCUAAAAACAAGUUAUUUUCACCUUAUUAAAAAUACAAAUAAUAACUGAUGCCCUCAAGCUUUGAAUGGGGGCUUUUAACAUAAUAACUUAACACUGUGUAUAAACGUGUAAGAACAAAAAAAAAAAAAAGUACAAAAAAAAAAAGGAUACUUUUACUAUGAAGAGUUUUGAAAAACGCUUUUUGUUUUCAUUUUGAAACUCUGUAGCUUAAAAUAUCCAGUGUAGCUUGCCAAAAGCUUGAAGUCCAUGUUGGAUUGGUGAAGAUGGCAGUCUUCAAAGCAGCAAGUGCGGCCCUCCCGCUGCGGCAGUGAAUUUUCUGGAAUACACUGGAUAAGUUGUAAAAUUUCAUAUUCAGUACAGUGUCAAAUGAUCAGCUCUUCAACUGUGGAUGCAGAGAAUGUAGCCAAUUAUUAUCAUUAUGUCUUGCACAAAAGUGUUACAUUUCUCACACUGGCUGCAGAAUAAAGUGAUUGAUUUACAUGUUCUUUCUCCAUCUAUGGUUAAGAAAAUAACAAAUUCUCUAAUCCAUUCAUCGCUUCUGAGUAUUGGUGUAUGGGUUAGUCAGCCAAGUGUGUCUGUUGUUUCUGAAUGUGCUUGAGGCUGCAGUAAGGUGAGGGGUGUAGGCUUUCAGUAUCAGGCAUCUGUGGUGAACAGGGGGAGAUUCUAAUCUGCUCAGAGUAAAGACUGUCAUUUAGCCACUUUUGUCAAAACUAUGUGAAUUGAUACAAAACGAAUCCUGUAUUGAGCCAGAACCUAACUGCGCUGUGCCCACUGUCAAGCUUUAUGGGAGAUGGUGACCUAAUUUAAAAAUGAAAUUGCCAUCUGUUUCAAUAUUCAUAUUGUGAUGCAUUUUAAUGUUUAAUAUAGGAAUAUUAUUAUAUUAUUGUGUAAUUAUGGUCUAACAUUGUCUUAAUGUUACAUUAUUUUUAUAUGAUAUGCUGAAACUAAGCUGGGCUUAACAAUAAUAGUCAUCCAAAAAAAAUAAAAUAAAAUAAAAUAAUGAAUGUGAGGAUGGCUACGGUAAUUAGCUUGGGAUAAAACUGAAAAAUGAAAUGUACAAUUUUUUUUUUUUGGUUGGACUGAGCUGUGGUUCAAGUCAGUUGUAAUCCUUUACUGCAGUAUUACAGUACUUGAAGUAUACAGUUCCUUUGUAAAUAAUUUGCCUAUUCAUUGUUCAUACUUGUAUGUAGUAGAACUUGGCAGUACAUAGCACUGGAAACGUGGUACCAAAAUUUAAAAAAAAAAAAAAGAUGGGAAAUGAAUGAAAAUGAAAAUUGUAUGAUGGGAAAGUAAAUAGUGGCCUCACUGCAACUAAUACAAUGUAUAUAUGCUUGGGCUUCCAGUUUAAAGAUUUUUGUAAUUUUGGUCAUUAUUUAUAUCCUUGUGAAAGCACAUGGAAUAAACCGAACUUGUACAACCA
Messenger RNA from Erpetoichthys calabaricus (reedfish), 6629 nucleotides. It is a transcript of the gene anks1b, whose product is annotated as ankyrin repeat and sterile alpha motif domain containing 1B. The transcript has 26 exons. Gene Ontology annotation, cellular component: cytosol. The record is from RefSeq and is a predicted model, not a curated record. Gene Ontology annotation, molecular function: protein binding. The coding region runs from base 557 to 4468 and encodes 1303 amino acids. NCBI's taxonomy places the organism in Eukaryota, Metazoa, Chordata, Cladistia, Polypteriformes, Polypteridae.